Molecule: messenger RNA, 543 nt
Organism: Fusarium verticillioides 7600
Lineage: Eukaryota; Fungi; Ascomycota; Sordariomycetes; Hypocreales; Nectriaceae
Exons: 1
Coding region: 139-543 (134 amino acids)
Source: RefSeq, a predicted model, not a curated record
CACCAGCGCAUUAACGCGUGGUUGAAAACGUGCCGACAGACACACCAAUCUUGUAAUGAGCACCAACCGACCUCAAGCAGAUCCUUGCAUGGGCUUCCGCCGUCAUUUCUAAGGUUGAUCGAUGUCGAGUCCCGCCUAAUGGUGCAAACGCUGCAUUGCGUACCCUUUGUCACUCUCUCUUAUGUCUGGGGAGAGGCGGCCUCACACACCUUUGAGGAAAAGACGCUGGAAUCCGAGUCGUAUCGUGUGAGCGACGACGUAUAUCUAAUGGAUAAACAGCCAAUCGCUCUUCUCGAAGGAGACCUUCCUCCAACUUUCGAGGACGCCAUUAGUUUCACAAAGCGCCUAGGAGAGCGAUACAUCUGGAUCGACGCUUUUUGUAUUCCUCAAGAUGAACCCGACAUUAAAGCACAGCAAAUCUCGCAGAUGGACCAUAUUUACUCCAGCAGUAUCUGUACCAUCGUUUCGCUCGAGUCGGGCGUCGAGGGAGGACUGUCAGGAUCCAGCCCCCGGUCCCCGAGAAGUGUCGACCAAUAUUUCUAA